CGUGUACCGUUAGGAACAAAGGUUGCCAGGCUGGUGGCAGCUAAUGAGUUAAUGAGCCGCUGCCGUGCUAAGAAGGAAUGAAUGAAAAUCUGCCCUCCUCCGCCUCCGGCUUUCGUUGUUUAAAUCCCUUCUCUCCCUCUCGAACCCAAACCAGGCAGGUUACACCUCUCACUUUCCCGGUUGGUGGCGGGGAAAGUCAACCCCAAAGGGUUAAAAGCGAAGAGCUACUGGCUUCCUAGAGAGGCAAUGAGGAAGGCGAGUCCUCCCAGCUGCCUGGGAUGGUCCUGAGAUGGCUUUUUGAAUUUCCUUUUGCUGCAGAAAACAAGAGAGGAGAGCAGGAUCCAGCCUGGAAAAGCCGAUCACCGGAAUUUAUUCUGGAAUUUUCCGCUCAGUUUUUGUUCCCUCUUCCGUGAACCUUCUCAAAUAUGAAAAGGGGGGAUCAGACCCCCACAGGACCAACAUCGGGAGAGGCGGCAGGAGCAGCGAAAGCCCCUCACGUCCUCCAAGCUGGGAACAUCCGAGAAUUCCUGAGACGGAUGCCAGGGGAUCAGAUCAAACAAGAACCAAGCGAGAGCUCCCUUGAGCUCUGGGAAGUCCAGUGGCAGGAGUUCCUGAAGACGGUGGAGUCACCUCAUCCGGACUGGGGCGUCCCAGGCUUUCCAGAGAAGUCUUCGCCAUGGGACGACGGCAAGGCCUUCUUGGCCUCCUUCGAGCAGGUGGCCCAAGCCUGCCGGUGGCCCCGAGAGGAGUGGGUGGCCCGACUGCUGCCGGCCCUCAGCGGGGAAGCUGAGCGGGCAUUCCGCAGGCUCCAGGCCCGAGACAGAGAGGAUUAUGGGAAAGUGAAGGCGGCCAUCUUGCGAGGGGAUGCCAUGAGCCGGGAGAAGAUCCGCCAGCAUUUCCGGCGCUUCUGCUACCAGGAGGCCGAGGGGCCGAGAGGGGCCUACGUCCGGCUGCAGGAACUCUGCUGCCAGUGGCUGAAAUUCGAAAGGCACUCCAAGGAGCAGAUCCUGGAGCUGCUGAUCCUGGAGCAGCUCUUGACCAUCCUCCCAGCCCACAUCCAGAGCUGGGUGAGGGAGUGUGGGCCAGAGACCUGCUCCCAGGCGGUGGCCCUGGCUGAGGACUUCCUGUUGAGGCAGGAAGUGGCCCAGAGCCAAGAAAGCCAGGUGACGUUUGAAGAGGUGGCUGGGAGUUCCUCCGAAGAAGGCCGGGGUCCGUCCCUGAACAAGCAGAGGCUUCUCUGCAUCGACACCAAGCAGGAAGAUGACGACGGAGAAGCUGGCCUGCUGGCAGCCAAAGGUUGGGUCGCCAUCUGCAACGGGGAAGACUACGCGGCGGAAGACUCUGAGGCUGAGUGUCCGCACGGGACAUCGGUGUGGAAAACGGAGGAGAGCUUUUCCGAGUGUUGCGCACAAGAAAAUGCCUCAGGGCGUCAGGGAAGAGCAGAGGGCCGUCAGGAAACGCUGAUGGCAGAGGAAGUCGAUGGAUUGGGUUGCCUGACCCCCACGGAAACCCCGGCUGCAGUCCCAGUAGGAAUCGACACCAACCGGAAACGGACUGCCUAUGGUUCUUACGGCCGGAACGCCAUCCUCCCGGCGAGAACUCGGAUGGGGGUGAAGCCGGUAAAAUGCCAAGUCUGCGGGAAGUACUUCCUCUGCAGCGCAAAGCUCCUCGUCCAUCAAAGGACCCACGCCGGGGAGAAACCCUACAAGCGCCUGUAUUUCUGUGGCGCCCAGCACAUGGGCUCCCCCGGCCAGCCCGGCCAACCCCCCGUCCUCCACAAGAUGGUUCCCUCCCGUAUCCGUGGCCAGCGGUGGGAAGGGAAGGAAGUUGUGGCCUUGCUGAGCAGCAUCAAAGCCAGUCCCGCUCUGGCCCUCCUGAUGAGCAGCAGCUCCCAGAGGGGGCACCAACACUGGGAGAGGAUCAGGGACCAGCUCCAGGCUCAGGGCUUCGUCAGGAACAUCGACCAGCUCCGAUCGAAGUGGAAACAGCUGAAGACAGACUUUUUUGCAGCCGGGCGGCCUGCCGCGGAAGGGAGGGAGAAGCCUGCGGUCAUCCCCCCGUAUUUCAACCGGAUGCGGGCCGUGUGGGACGCGGCAGGACGCCCCCCCUUCAAAGACCGUCACCUGCCGGCUUCUUACCGAGCCCGGAGGCGUGAGCUGGAGAGAUGUGAGGAAGAUGACGAGGACGACAUGGAGGCCCUUGCUCACUGGUUUCUUCUGGGAUUUUCCACAGCGCACCUUUGCCCAAGGAUGAAGAUGGAGGAGGAAUAUCCUGCAGCCAGGGGAGAAAGAGAGGAGCCGGAAGGAACAGGGAAAGCCGCUCAUGCCCUCUUGAAUGCUGGUUGCCGCAAACCCAGGAUGGAUUUGGAGGCGCAGAGUGAACUCCCCAGAGCAAGGCAUUUGGGGAACGCUGAGGGGUAUCUUGAAAGGGGGACCACACAUUGCGUGAAGGAGGAAUCAGAAGAAGGCUUGGCCCAUUGCUGGGAAGCCCAGUGGCAGGAGUUUUUGAGGACAGUGGAGUCCCCUCACUCGGAACGGGGAGCCCCCCAGUUGCCGGAGGAGCCCACCCCCUGGGACGACGCCAAGGGCUUUCUGGCUUCCUUCGAGCAAGUGGCCCAAGCCUGCCGGUGGCCCAAGGUGGAGUGGGCGGCCCGACUCCUGCCGGCCCUCAGGGGAGAAGCCAAGUGGGCCUUUGAGAGGCUGGAUGCCAGAGACAGAGAGGAUUAUGGGAAAGUGAAGGCAGCCAUCUUGAGAGGGGACGCCUUGAGGAGGGAGAAGCUGCGCCAACACUUCCGGCACUUCUGCUACCAGGAGGCCGAGGGGCCCAGCGGCGCCUACAGCCACCUCCAGGAGCUCUGCCAGGGGUGGCUGAAAGUGGAGAGGCACACCAAGGAGCAGAUUCUGGAGCUGCUGGUCCUGGAGCAGUUCCUGGCCAUCCUGCCAGCGGAGAUCCAGAGCUGGGUCAGGGAUCGCGGCCCGGAGACCUGUUCCCAGGCGGUGGCCCUGGCAGAAGGUUUCCUGUUCAGGCAGCAGGAGACUCGGGUCAAUCUGGAAGGCCAGGUGGUCUUUGAGGAGGAGAAGGAGGAGGCGGUGGUUGCAGGUUCCUCCAUGUCUGGCCAGGCACCACCUGAGGCUGGGGAGAAGCAGCUGCAUGCAGCAGCCAAGCAGGAAGAGGACGAGGAGGACCUGCUGGAUGGUGGUGUAUGGGAGAGCGAAGAUGAAGGUGAACCUCACAGGACCUCCUCAGAAGCAGGCCAGCAGGAGGCAUUGAAAGAGAACUUCUGGAAUCAAGAUGGAUCGAAGAGGCCAGACGGAAUCCAUGUGGAAAAGGGCAGAGAUAAAGCUAUUCCUUGCCAGGAUGGAGACUUCCAUGAAAUCGUAGUUCAAGAAGAACAACAAGCAGAGAAGAGGAAGAGCAAGUGCCUCAGUGCACAUUGGAGAAUCCACACAGGGGAGAAAACCAACAAAAGCUUAAAGUUUGGGAAGAGCUUCAGCCAGCACAGAAGCGUCACGGAAUAUCAGAUGCUGCACUCGGGGAUGAAGCCGUAUAAAUGCUUGGAAUGUGGAAAGAGCUUCAGUCAGAGCACACACCUCACGUCCCAUCAACGAAUCCACACAGGGGAGAGGCCAUAUAGUUGCUCGCACUGCAGCAAGAGCUUCAACCAGAGCACUAGCCUUAUUCAACACCAGAGAAUUCACACAGGCGAGAAACCGUACAAAUGUGCUGAGUGUGAAAAGAGCUUCCGCCAUAGUACAAGCCUUACAUCACAUCAGAGAAUCCAUACCGGGGAGAAACCAUACAAGUGUUCUGACUGUGGGAAGGGGUUUUGUAAUCAGUCCGGCCUUAUUAACCACAAGACAAUUCACACAGGGGAGAGGCCAUAUAAAUGCUUGGAGUGCGGGAAAAGCUUCAGUCAGAGUACGCACCUCACGUCACAUCAGAGAAUCCACACGGGAGAGAGACCAUAUAAAUGCUCGGACUGCAGCAAGACCUUUUGCGACCAAUCAGGCCUUGUUAAACAUCAAAGGAUUCACACAGGGCAGAAGCCAUAUAAAUGCUUAGCAUGUGGAAAGAGCUUCAGCCAGAGCACAAAUCUUAUUCGGCAUCAGAGAAUUCACACAGGAGGUGAAGUCUCCAUAUUAACUUCCCCAUACUCUUAAGAGUAGCAGAUGAGGUCCUGCUCCAACCAUCAUUGGUUUUGGAGAGCUGAACAGCUGGGUCUCUUCCAUGGUUGCUCCUUUGCAGGACUCCCUCUUUAAUGCUCGUGACUUAUUUGUGGUUUUAUAAUUACUCAGUUAGUUGGAUGGUUUUUAACUGCAUGUUUCCAUUAAUUAGUUUGUAAUGACCUGGAUAGUUGUGUAGAGGGCCAUCUUGGUAGCAGCGCCCUCCCUGUGGAACGCCCUCCCUUCAGAGAUAAAAAAGGAGAUAAAAAAAUUACACAACUUUUAGAAGACAUCUGAAGGCAACCCUGUAUCGGGAGGUUUUUAAUGGAUCAAUGUUUUAUUAUGUUUUUAGAUAUGCUGUAAGCUGCCCAGAGUGGCUAGGGAACUCAGCCAGUUGUGUGGGGUAUAAAUAAUAAAAUUAUUAUUAUUAUUA
Podarcis raffonei (Aeolian wall lizard) is the source of this 4596-nucleotide messenger RNA. RefSeq lists its product as uncharacterized. The record is from RefSeq and is a predicted model, not a curated record. Gene Ontology annotation, molecular function: DNA-binding transcription factor activity, RNA polymerase II-specific; RNA polymerase II cis-regulatory region sequence-specific DNA binding. The coding region runs from base 426 to 4160 and encodes 1244 amino acids. Gene Ontology annotation, biological process: regulation of transcription by RNA polymerase II. NCBI's taxonomy places the organism in Eukaryota, Metazoa, Chordata, Lepidosauria, Squamata, Lacertidae. The transcript has 8 exons.